CCAGCCGAGGCACAGUGGCAAGAGGCGAAGUGGAGUCAGUGCAAUAGAGGCUGUCGACAGCCGUUGUAGCUCGUGCGAGAGUAGGAUUUGUGAGACGUCGGGGCCAGGAUAAGCUGGGGCCAAUGGAGGGCGACGGUUGCGGGUGCAGCCCCCGAGAUUCUUCCAAGAUGAUGCUAGUGGUGCACCCGACAACCGGCGGCCAGCUAGAGGUGUCAGUGUGUCCAAGCGAGUCGGUUGAGUCCCUCAAGAAGCGCAUUAGCAAACGGCUGAAGUUGUCGAAGGAUCGCAUAUGCCUGCUCUACAGGGACAGGCAACUGCGGGACGGUACUCUAGAGGAUAACCAACUGGCCCAUGGCAGCCGACUGACCCUGCUGCCGAAUUGUGAGAGUGGACUCAUGGCACAACGGCCGGAGCAGAGUGUGAUGCAAGCAUUGGAAAGUCUCAGCGACUCGCAGGUGCACGACUUCUUGUCCGGCAAAGCUCCACUGAACCUGACAAUGAGGCUUGGUGAUCACAUGAUGUUGAUACAAUUGCAACUCUCCACCGUGACCCCUUCCUCAAGCCGCAGUUCGUCUUCUUCGUCCUCUUCCUCAGGCGUCAAACGCAGCCGCGAGUCUCCAGCGGUGGCGGUUGUCUCUCCCACCCGCAAGGACUGCUGCUGCGAGCCGCGUCCGCAGAAGACGGGGCACAUCCUUGACACACGGGCCCUCGCUGAAGCCUCGCGCAACCUCACCAAGACUCUCAAACAGCUCUCAUCCGAAGUUCUCACCUCCAGAUCCACAACCACUACUUCUACCACUGUCACUUCCUCGUCGUCCUCCACCACCUCGUCCUCCUCAACGACACCAUCAUCUACCAGUGACGAGGAGAAAAAGAGACAGGGAGCCAUCAUAGAAAGUAUGCACCACCACGGCAAAGGUGUCUAUUCCGGCACAUUUUCUGGUACACUGAAUCCUGCCCUUCAGGAUAAGUUCGGAAGACCGAAGAGGGACAUCUCGACUAUAAUUCACAUUCUAAACGACCUUCUCUGUGCGACACCCCAGUAUCGGGGUGUGUCAAGAAGGCACGCGGCUGCUUCUGCGCAAGUCCAAAAUUCGGACAAUUCAAAUCAAGAAACGCAUACUCCAGAACGGCAUGACGUAGCGAAAAACGCAGAGAACCUGGCGACCAGGUGUAAAAUGGACCGGCUGCGAGUGAUCAUGGAGGAGCGUCAGGCGCGGCGGCGGGCGAGACGCGAGGCUCGCUCAGCACCUUAUGGCCCGUGGACCCCGUCGCCGGAGGUGGCAUCAGCCCCCAGCAGCCCUCAGCAGCAAGCGUGCACCGCCUCGAUUGCCGCCUCCGCUUCCUCGUCCGAGUCGGACGCCAUGGAGACUAGCGAGGAGCUGCACGCGCCAGAGGCGGUGCUCGCCUGAGGACGCCGCGACUCGCCAUCUCAGCGUCUCGCAGAACUUUUUGUUUAGUGAUCGCGCCCGUCCCGAAUGUGCAAAUUCCGGACGGGCUGAGAGUGUGUGUCGUAGUCGCCAGACUCUAUCUCUGUCGUCUGUCCGAGCGCCCCGGUAGCAGCACUGCGCGUCUCUCCUCCCACCCCUCCUCCCUCCGCUUUCCGGCCCAUCGUUUUUUGUUCAGUGACCCGUGUGUCACGAACGGCGCCAAAGAUGUUGUUCUUCUUGAUACUGCUUUCCUUACCUACCCGCCCACCAAUUGUAUAUAUUAUGUAAGUUAAGGUAGGGGUUGUGUGAUGACCUGCCGCGGUUUUUGCGGCGCUUCUAAAUAUGUCGCCCUCUCUCUCACUCUGUUCUUUUCGCCAGCCUUGUACAGUAGUCGUUGCCCCUUAAAGGCGCAAACAUCGCAGGCCCAGUGCUGCUGCCCACUAUUGAAACAAUGUAAUUAUUAUUACUAUAUCUGUGGCUGAGUUCAAAAAGAAAUCCGAUUACACAAAUUUAAUAAUUUAGAAAACGAAAUGGAGUCUGUCGACUGGCUGCCUGCUGGCAACAAAUGUAAAUUGUGCAAAGAGUUCAGUUGUCUUAUAUUUAGAAUAAGGAUAGACAUGGAUCAGAGGAGCUUUUAAAAAUUCAGGCCCUCCUCUUUAUGAUGAUUAUCAUUGUCCAACAAUGUUCGCUCUUUGGAUUUGCAAAAAGUGCUCCAUUAUCUACGCUACGAUUAGUUUAAAUGAUUGAAACCUUUAUUGUGAGAGCUGACUGGGUGAACUUUGUUAUAAAUUGGCUGGUUGUUUGGUUGAUUGUGCGUUUUCUCAUAUUAAAUCCGAUAGUUCUUAAAUACUGAAAAA
Messenger RNA from Cloeon dipterum, 2287 nucleotides. It is a transcript of the gene stx, whose product is annotated as stuxnet. Gene Ontology annotation, cellular component: nucleus. The coding region runs from base 123 to 1412 and encodes 429 amino acids. Gene Ontology annotation, molecular function: protein binding. The record is from RefSeq and is a predicted model, not a curated record. Lineage: Eukaryota; Metazoa; Arthropoda; Insecta; Ephemeroptera; Baetidae. The transcript is spliced from 6 exons.